AUGUGGAUCAAUACGGUCUUAAAAUGCCAUGGCGUUAACGCAGCAGCAUCAAACUAUGACGAAGAAGACGUCGGAGCAUUCUAUAUGGGCUCAGAGAAGUUCUACAGAGAAGACCAUACGUUCUUCAAGGCCAUCAUUGAAGAUUUUGACGUCAAGAUUGGGCCUAGAAAAAAGUCUGAAGGGCGUCACAUUGUGGCCCACGGAUUAGGAUUAGAGUGGAACGAACAGCGUGAGCGACUUUCUGAAUUCAUCAUGACGAACAACAAUAACGAAAUAGACCACAUAAUAGUAAACCGAAAAUUUUGCCUAACCGAUGUGGCUGUUCUCCCAAAAUUCUACACGGAAUCAGACCACCGUCUCCUACAGGCAACAUUCCAUUUUUUGCGGAAAGGAGAAAAAGCCGCUAAAUACAAAGAACGAAAUCCCAAAACCACCGCAAACUGCGAUUUAUUCACUUCAUUACCCACUUUUGGGAAGAUGGCGUUCCCAAAAACAUUGACGAGAAAUACGAAAGGCUCGUUCAAUAUUUUGAUGUUAGCGCUAGUUCAGAGUUCUGAGAGUUCAAAAGCUACCAAGAGACGUGUCUCCAGAAACACUCGAGCUGAUACGCCAGCGUGGAAUCGCACGAGCUGCAGGCAACCGCGAACUAACGUCCGAAAUUGCAAAACAAUGCAGACAGGUUAUAAAACAAGAUUUUAA
Angiostrongylus costaricensis is the source of this 699-nucleotide messenger RNA. The record is from the annotation of a GenBank genome assembly. Lineage: Eukaryota; Metazoa; Nematoda; Chromadorea; Rhabditida; Metastrongylidae.